Archocentrus centrarchus (flier cichlid) is the source of this 1570-nucleotide messenger RNA. RefSeq lists its product as uncharacterized. The record is from RefSeq and is a predicted model, not a curated record. Lineage: Eukaryota; Metazoa; Chordata; Actinopteri; Cichliformes; Cichlidae. The transcript is spliced from 3 exons. Bases 784 to 1524 code for a protein of 246 amino acids. Gene Ontology annotation, molecular function: protein dimerization activity.
UGCCUUUAACUCCGCUUUAACCUCUUCUUCUGAAAACAUGUUUUCUGUUGUCUCUGGCGGGGUGGUUUGAUGCUCCCUUUCUUUCAAAAAUUGUGGGCCUGACCACCAGAGCUCUUCUUCUUUCAGCCUUGUUGCAGACUGACCUCUUGUUGUGAGAUCAGCUGGGUUAAGUUUCCCAUUACAAUGUGUCCAUAGUUCCGGAGGUGUCAAAGUUUGUAUCUCCAUGACCCUGUUCGCAACAAACUGUUUCCAUUUCUUUGAUGAGCUGCGAAUCCAAUGGAUCACUAUCAUGGAGUCUGACCACAUUUUGAGUUGGCUGAGUUGCAUAUUUAGUGCAUUCAAAAGGUUAUUUGCCAACCUUGCUCCAAUCAAGGCUCCCAUUAAUUCCAACCGUGGAAGUGUUAUUGUUUUGAUUGGUGCCACUCUUGACUUGGACGCUACCAGCGUGGUAACAGUCUCUUCUUCUGGUGUUUGUCCUUGCAGGUACGCAACUGCGCCAUAGGCCCUUUCGCUUGCAUCUGUGAAAACAUGGAGAACUUGUGAGAACUAAAUGCAUAUAUUUGAAGGAAAAACACGUUCUGGAAUAAAUGAAAUAUGUUACAUUAAUAUCUUUUAUCAGUAAACUAUUAACUAAAUUAUUGGUUCUGUGUGUUUAAAUGAAUUUGUAAAACACAUUCAAUAACCUCUCACAUAACUAAUUUGCACCUAAACCAUUUGUUACUAAAUAUUCAACAACUGGAGGAUCAGGAUUUUAAGUUCUUUCUGCAACUUUUCCACCAUAUCAUGCCUCAUGUGGACCUUCUCUAUGCCAAACUCCAGAAGAAGGUCAUAGAUUCAGUCUGUAUCCAGGAGAGCAUCCAACAGUUCCAGCAGGACAUUCAAAAGAUCAGAAAUUCUCUCCACUCCAUGGUUGGACAAAGCAGUGUAGGUAGUAGUCAGCCAGUGAAGAAGUGUCGGACACUCAGUGUAGAAGACCAUGAAAGGAUUGCUGCAGAGGUCUGUGAUAUCAUACUGGGACACACCAGGGAGCGCUUUUCUUUCACAAACCACCUUGUUAGUGCCACACUCCUGCAGGGGGACAGAUUUGAACAAUACAACACAGCAUUUCCUGAAGAUGCACUGAGCAUCACCUUAAAAGCCUAUCCAGUGCUCAAUCGAGGUAAGCUGAAGACAGAGCUUACUCUCAUCUACAGCAAGGACGAGUUCAAAGCCUGUUGUGGGGCUGUGGGCCUACUCCAGCUGUUUAUGGAAAACAAUCUAGAAGAAGUCUUUUCAGAAACUGUCACGCUCUUGAAGAUCCUCAUCACCACACCCAUGACCACAGCAGAAGCUGAAAGGUGCUUUUCAACUCUGAAAAGAAUCAAGACUUUUCUGAGAAACUCAAUGACUCAGGACAGGCUGAAUGCAUUGGCCAUGUUGUCAAUGGAGAAAAGACUAGUCACAGAGAUGACUGACUUUAACAAGAAUGUAAUUGAGAAAUUUGCAGGGCAGAAGGAAAGGAGGGCAAAAUUCAUGUUCAUAUAGUGCUAUUUUUUAAGAUUUGUUUUGUUUGUUUUUCAUUUGUUUGUUU